This is a messenger RNA of Cherax quadricarinatus, 3099 nucleotides long. NCBI's taxonomy places the organism in Eukaryota, Metazoa, Arthropoda, Malacostraca, Decapoda, Parastacidae. The record is from RefSeq and is a predicted model, not a curated record.
UGGAGCGAAGGUCCAUGGAAGAGGAACUAACCUGCAGCGUAUGCUCGGAGAUUUACUCUGCAGGGUCGAGGGAGCCAGUGGUCCUGCCUCUCUGCGGCCACACCUUCUGCAGGCAGUGUGUCCACGGUGUGACUGAGGCUAGAGAUGGGGUGUUACAAUGCCCCACCUGCAGGACGCCACACCCACAUACCCCUCUCCAUCACCUCCCCACCGUGUACGCUCUGCUUAACUUGUCCGAGACUUACAGGAGGUCUGAGCGUGGAGUAUGUAAUGAACAUGGCUCACCUCUGGAGUUCUGGUGUCGAGGGUGCCAGAAGUCUCUGUGUGGCCACUGUCUCCUCGACGCCCACUUACAGGAUGGCCACACGGUGGUGCUGGCCACAGUGUUCAUUGAGGAGCGCAAGAGAGACAUCCAAAGCCUGGGCACGCAGCUAGUCCAGGGGAUUCAGACCAGGACGGACAGUGUGAUCGGUGGCCUCGUCGAUUUAGUGAAGGAGAUCGCUCGGGGAACAGAAGUGAGCCGAGUUCUCAGCUCCUCAGCUCAGAUGGUGGAGAGGAUCUUGACGGAUACAGCUGGUCUCCACAGCAUCGAUUCAGUACUCGUGUCCUCCACUCUGAUGGAGAGUUUGCAAACGGAGGUGCAAAGAAUUUCAACAUCGCCAGCUCCUCUGGAGGAGACACCUGAAAAGGGAAACAGGAAGACGAGGUGCAUAUCCUGUUCUCUGUUAGAGACUUCACUGGAAAUGUCUCGCCAGGUUUCUGUCAGCGAGGCAGAGUGGCAAGAGACUUCCCUGGACGAGGCUGAGCAGACUCCACAUCCUGACGGUCAAAAGCAGAAUACCACUUGGCAAACUUCAGUGACUUCCAGCCAGGAGACUAACACAAGCCAGGAAAUCUUGGAAGGGGGAGGAGUCAGUCGUAGUAAUAGCACUUCGGAAGGUGAGGCGGUGGAGGGAUCAGAUGGGGCGGCUGUAGGCGUCCCGAAGACUCCCUGGCCACUUCGAUGUUGUGUGCUGAGUUCCGACAAUCGGACCGGGGAGUUGAGGACGGAGCAAGAUCGCCUCCACCUACACGCCUUGAAGGACAACUGUGCUACAACCCAUUUUGUGAUUCACAUGUCACUACUGGAGUCGCUAAUAAACGAGAAGCCAGAGGUGUUCCUGGACAUAGGAGUGGACGGCAAAAUCCUUGGACGAGUGUACAUCCUGCUUUAUGGCCACCUCCGUAGAGCACAGCACUUCCUGGCUCUGUGUCUUGGUACAUUUGGACCUUCUUAUAGGGACAGCAAGUUCCAUGGGGUGGUCAAGCCAGGAGCCCCUGGGGAAACUCUCGCAGGAGGCAAAUAUGUGACCCCUGAGGGUCUGAGCGUUCAGGGACUGAUGGAAGACUUAGAGUGGGGUGGUAAGUGCAUCAGAGAGAAGACAGUAGGGCUGGUUGUGGGCGCCAGCGGUGGUAAGCCAGAGCUGGAUGCGUUUUUCCACAUUUGCACCCGCGAGGACAGAGGAAAAAAGUUUGCGUGUGUCUUCGGUGAGGUGGUAAGAGGGAUUGAGGUGCUUCAUGAUGCUGUCAAACAUGUCCGUACCAGAGACGUUACUGUUGUUGAUGUCGGUGUUGUGAUCCCCAACUCACGUCGACACCUUAAUUACGAGUUAACUAGCUAUCAGCCAUAUAUGCUCUAAACUACAUGAGUGCCAAUUGUUUACAUGGUUGUGUCAGAAGCUAGAUACAGGUAUGGUAGAAUUAUAGACAGUGAAACCAUGGUAUGGGUGGGGUUAGAACCCAUGGCGAGUCGUAACACUCCAUACCGGUGGUAUGGAGUGUUACGACUGUGACCACAAAAUCAAUUCUACAGACAAUCUGUCGCCAGCGUGGCCGUGACGAACUAGAGUUAUGUACCCACUGAGCCAUAAAGACAGUGAAGUACAGGUACACCGUUUGUGGGUUCCUUCACUCUUUAGCCUUUAUAUUCACAACAGAACUGUCCUAAAGUAUAUAUCUCAAAGGUGGGAGCAGAUUACAACUGCGGAUUUCCAACUAUCAGCUUGAGAAAAAUAUAAAAAGAGUUUCAACUGAAUUGCAUUGACUUUAGACUGACUGAUGUAAACACAGUCGGACCGUCUAUCAUCAUUAGUCAACUAAUCUAAUGGUUAUAAUCAUAACCAUAAUUUUUAAAGGGAUGGACCGGUGAGCCAGUGGAAGGCCUCGGUUUAGAUGACUGAAAGCCCCAGCUUCGGGUCAUCAUAUGACUAAGUCCCACGUCUGGAAACACUUGUCUUGUUUCCUGACAAACUUUGCCCAACCUGACGUAUCAGUGUAUCAUGCGAGAAGUACCACUGACAGUCUCAGCUGAUCUACAACACCUCGGGGAGUUCAUACCAACAGUUGAUAUGGACAUAACUACAUUAUGUGUUGUAAUUCGAAUAAAAUUAUCGUGAAUUUAGAGACAAAUUACUUACAAAUGUUCGAGACAUGUUAAUAUAUUUUAUUCACGGCAGCAUAUUACCAACCAUGCUGGAAAAAUAACUGUGUCCAUUACCUGGAGUUUACCUGGAGAGAGUUUCGGGGGUCAACGCCCCCGCGGCCCGGUCUGUGACCAGGCCUCCUGCCAUUGUAAACAACUCAUAACUAUUUACAAUUGUUUAAGAUGAACAAUGCCUUACUAAAAUAUAACCAUAUAUAAAUAACUCAUUACGACUGUUACCAGGUCAUCAACUUGUAAAUAAUUACCAUUUUGACAACUUAAUAUCUGACACUGUAAUCUUUGUUACAGUCCACAGGAUGGGUAUGGGGUGAUUACCACCCACAGGAUGGGUAUGGGGUGAUUACCACCCACAGGAUGGGUAUGGGGUGAUUACCACCCACAGGAUGGGUAUGGGGUGAUUACCACCCACAGGAUGGGUAUGGGGUGAUUACCACCCACAGGAUGGGUAUGGGGUGAUUACCACCCACAGGAUGGGUAUGGGGUGAUUACCACCCACAGGAUGGGUAUGGGGUGAUUACCACCCACAGGAUGGGUAUGGGGUGAUUACCACCCACAGGAUGGGUAUGGGGUGAUUACCACCCACAGGAUGGGUAUGGGGUGAUUACCACCCACAGGAU